AUGAGUAUAUCUGCAACGGAUGGCGUGCAAAUGGCAGGAUUUCUCCUUCACAAUGCAUCAUGGAACGAAACUAAGGGCUGUCUGGAGGAAAUUAAAACCUCUGGAAACCAAAGAAUACCAAGCCUCUUAUUAAGACCAGGUGAAAGAGGAGAAACAUUCUCUGCUAAAACGACCAGCAAGAACCAACCAUACCAGUUUGAUCGCCCAGUGUACGUCUACGAUAAUCUACCUGGUAGAUUUGAGCCAAUCAUUCCUCUAUCAUACGUCACGCUCUCAUCCAGUUUGCCUACUCAUGUUUGCCGACAACGUCAAGUCUUUUAA
Molecule: messenger RNA, 321 nt
Organism: Paramuricea clavata
Lineage: Eukaryota; Metazoa; Cnidaria; Anthozoa; Malacalcyonacea; Plexauridae
Source: the annotation of a GenBank genome assembly